GACGUCUUCCUCCCUUAGCGAGACCGAGGAUGCCACCCCCGGCCGCGAAGGAGGCCGGGAGCAGGGACCUGCGGGAGAAAGCCGGGAAGGGUGCGCAGAGCGCGGAGUCCCGUGAGAAGCGCGCCAAGGGGGCACCCGCAAGAGAGCCCCCCAAGCCGGGCUGGGCUCUGUCCCUGGAGGGGCUGGAGGCCAUGAGCCCCCAGCAGUGCCACCGCCACCUGCUCUUCGGGGACUUGCUUGAAGACGUGGGUGCGGCCGCCUCCAUCUUCCCGCGCGAAUCAGCGGAGUUGGGGUACCGGAUGCCCGACCCGCGGGCGUGGACGCAGUCACAGGAGCCGCCGACGGCGCGCCAGGACCGGCUGCUCGGCGUCCUCAAGGCGGCGGAGGCCCGCGGCCGGGUCCGCGCCCUGCGGCUGCGCUACACCUACAUGCGGGCGGAGGAGAUCUCGCUUCUCAUCCAGCGACAGAAGUGCGCGCGCGCCGCCAUCCGGCUGGAGCUGUUCCUGCCGCCGCAGCUGAAGCCCACGCGGAUCCCGGACCCGCUGGACCGCCAAGAGCGGAGGCGCGUGGAGACCAUCCUGGAGGAGAAGGUGGACAGCAGGAACUUCCUGCGCUGACGGGCGGCUGGCGCUGUGGCUCCCACCCCGCCUCCCGCAUAAAGUUCUCCUUCUCCAAG
This is a messenger RNA of Eptesicus fuscus (big brown bat), 676 nucleotides long. RefSeq names its product LKAAEAR motif containing 1 (gene LKAAEAR1). NCBI's taxonomy places the organism in Eukaryota, Metazoa, Chordata, Mammalia, Chiroptera, Vespertilionidae. The transcript is spliced from 3 exons. The record is from RefSeq and is a predicted model, not a curated record. The coding region runs from base 30 to 617 and encodes 195 amino acids.